Molecule: messenger RNA, 1209 nt
Organism: Enterobius vermicularis (human pinworm)
Lineage: Eukaryota; Metazoa; Nematoda; Chromadorea; Rhabditida; Oxyuridae
Source: the annotation of a GenBank genome assembly
AUGACAGACGUUCAAGGAGACGGAAAGGAAUCUGACCAAAAAAAUGUAAUUUUAGAGGAACUUCCUGAGAACCUUAUAAGGUUCGCUCAAAUUGUUACUAAAGCCUUUUACGGUCGAGAACAUUACGUUGUCGUUGACUACAUUCAAAAAAAUACUUGUAUAAAAGAAGAUGACCUUCGACAUCUGCUUAAAUUUGAUCAGCGAUUUAUGCGCUCGGUGCUGAAUCAACUGAAGGUUGACAAAAUUUUGAAGGAAAGAAUUGUUUCAGAAGAGUUGGAAGGUAGAUCUAGGAAAGUAAACUAUUAUUUUAUCAACUAUCGCGCUUUGCUGAAUGUGACUAAGUAUAAAAUUGAUCACAUGAGGCAACGUUUGGAAGUGAAAGACAAGGAUGAAGUUCAUAAAGCGUCGUAUAAAUGCAGUGGUUGUCGUCGUCACUACGACGCUAUGGAAAUGGAUAAAAUAUUUGACCCAGUUACACAAGAAUUGCGGUGUUGGCGCUGUCAGCACAUUGUUGAACCGGACGAAACGGCAGGUCCUACAGAUGAGACUAGAUCUUCUCUUGCUCGAUUUAAUGAACAGAUGGCUCCGCUUUAUUCUAUGAUUCAAGGACUUGAUGGUAUUCGUUUGGCUCAACAUCUUCUGGAACCUCCACUGAAAGUGGUUGAAAAUAACACCACUGAAGCAUCUGACAAGAAGGUCUUGCAAGUCGGGGAAGUAGCUUUUAAAGGUCACAAUGUUAGUAGAUCGAGCUUAUAUCAAAAUGGAAUCACAGUUAGUAUAGAAGGAGAAAAUACCACGCCACAGGUUGAAGAGAAGAAGGUUGUACCGUGGUUGCAGAAUCAGUUACAUUCGCCAAAUCCCAACAUGGGGGAUGAUCCGGUUAAGAAUGCUUUCGCGGGCCUAGUUGAUGACCCUUUAUCACUUGCUGAGACAGAAACAGUGGCUGAAAAUCCGGUGGAAAAUGAGGUCGAAACUUUAUUGAUGGAAGAAUUUGAACAGGGUCCCUCAACAACUUCGCCGGAACCUGCUGCGAAAAUACCUAAAUUGGAAAAGGAUGACACAUUAGUAGAGAGUGAUAACGAGGAGACUAUUACAGUUGGAGAUAAGAAAUAUUAUUUAGAUGAAAUCACUCCAGAAAUUGUGCGUCAAAUGACACCUGCGGAGAAGGAAAUGUAUAUCAAUUUGACUAGAGAAGAGUUCGAUUUUUAA